This is a messenger RNA of Morus notabilis, 528 nucleotides long. Its product is annotated as ankyrin repeat-containing protein BDA1. Bases 1 to 528 code for a protein of 175 amino acids. Lineage: Eukaryota; Viridiplantae; Streptophyta; Magnoliopsida; Rosales; Moraceae. The record is from RefSeq and is a predicted model, not a curated record. The transcript has a single exon. Gene Ontology annotation, molecular function: protein binding.
AUGGAGUACCACUGCAGACUGGUUGAGGCAGCUCGUAUGGGCAACGUCGAAGCAUUACACGACCUGAUUAAAGAAAAUCCCUUUGUUCUCUCCGACUAUGCACUCGUCUCUCUGCAUGAGAAUCCACUGCACGUUGCUACAAAAGCAGGGCAGCUUGGUUUUGUGCGAGAAAUUAUUAGAUUAAAGCCCGAAUCGGCGGAGGAACCAAACAGAGAAGGCUUCAGGCCGCUGGAUAUAGCUUCGGCGUUUGGGCAUGUAGAGAUAGUGAAAGAGCUUGUAACAAGUACUGGAAAUGAUAUAUGUCGUUUGAAGGGAAAAGAUGGAAAAACGGCUAUUCAUUAUGCUGCUAGCAGUGGCAGGCUUGAGGUUAUGGACGAUCUGCUUUCUUUCUCUGCGGAAUGUGUUACGGAUGUGACAGUUCUCGGAGAAACUGCGCUUCAUUUGGCUGUGAAAUACUAUAAAGUUGAGGCCUUGAGAAACUUAGUGGAAUGGCUGGAAAAGCUUGGAUUGGAAGAGAUAGUCUGUUAG